Molecule: messenger RNA, 1492 nt
Organism: Manihot esculenta (cassava)
Lineage: Eukaryota; Viridiplantae; Streptophyta; Magnoliopsida; Malpighiales; Euphorbiaceae
Product: 39S ribosomal protein L46, mitochondrial
Exons: 8
Coding region: 333-1022 (229 amino acids)
Cellular component (GO): mitochondrial large ribosomal subunit
Molecular function (GO): structural constituent of ribosome
Source: RefSeq, a predicted model, not a curated record
GCCCAAGCCCUAUGUACCCUAGCUCAAGACUGAGCAUCAUUUCUCUACCCCAGGCCCCAGCCGUCAGUCUUCUUUCUCCGACAGAGAACACAGCGGCCUGUUUCCUCCCCGAACAGCCGGCGGCCACAAGCGAACUCCCCUAGCGAGCGCCACCACUGAUCUCCUCCAGCGAUAGGCACCAGCAACAUCGCCUUCCCUUCCAGCGAUAGGCACCAGUGACAUCUCGUGGCUGCAAGUUUGCGUAUCUUCAAUUUCUUGGGUACCCUACCCUAUCUGUUGCCAUUCCUAAGAUCAUCCACAGCUUUAAUACUCCUCAGAAAUUAAGAUCCAGAAUGCGGAGAUCAGUAAUGCGGGUGGCUCAUUCUCUAUUUACGACUCGAGGACUUAGCACACAACCAGAGAAAAUCGUAGCUUCUGUGUUGUUCGAAAGAUUACCAGUUGUUAUCCCCAAAAUUGAUCCUGUUGUUUAUGCAUUUCAGGAAUUCUCAUUUCGGUGGCAGCAGCAAUAUAGACGCAGAUAUCCAGAUGAGUUUUUAGACAAGGCGGACUCGAGGGGAAAGGGUGACUACCAAAUUGACUAUGAACCAGCUCCACGGAUCACUGAAGCUGACAAAAAAAAUGACAAAAAGUCUUUACAGAGGGCACUUGACAGAAGACUUUACCUCCUCCUGUAUGGAAAGGCAUAUGGAUCCAGUGGGGAGCCUGUCUGGCAUUUCCCUGAAAAGGUUUAUGAGGCUGAGGAUACAUUGCGCAAGUGUGCAGAGUCUGCAUUACACUCUGUCUUAGGGGAUCUUUCCCACACAUAUUUUGUUGGAAACGCACCUAUGGGUCACAUGAUCAUACAGCCAACAGAUAAAGCACCAGAUGCUGGUUAUAAGCAAUUCUUCUUCAAGUCCCAGGUGAUAGCUACAAACAAAUUCAGAAUUGGGAAGUGUGAGGAUUUUGUUUGGGUGACUAAGGAUGAAUUACUGGAGUAUUUUCCUCAGCAAGCUGAAUAUCUGAGCAAGAUGAUCAUCAGCUGAAUUGGUAGUUCAAUCUGAUAUUCAAUCACAACGAGUCUUGUUUGUAUGCUCUAUAUGAAUGCUUUGCUGCAAAUUCAAUCAGCAGAAUGAAUUUUGAUAGUCCUGAGGAACAGUUAAACUUGCUGUAGAAUGCCAAUGAGAAUUUGCUAUAUUAUCCUGAAUAGAAGAGGGUUUAAUUUCCAAUAAAUUGAUACGUUAGUAGCGCUAAAAAAAUCGAGAAGCAACAUGACAAAUUUGGGUUUUUCAGUGUCACGUAUGGAUGUAAGUUUCAGAGAAAAAAAUACUGAUGUAAGUUGUGGGCCGGGCCCUCUUAAGCCCCCAACAACAGUUACUACAUGCAUUAUCUCAAUGGCUGUUCUUGACUUUUUGGGCGUGCCCAGCCAUUACUAUGAGCGAUUAUGACUCAUUGUGGACCUGAUGCAUAUUGCUCGAUUUCAUUUAUUUUUAUGUGAAUUUGAAUAUGGUUACUC